GCUCGCUGUUGUAAGAGUUGAACGGCAGAUUUUGGCAGAUAUUGCGUGAUUAUGAGGGUGAUUGGUAGUGGUUGUUUGCUUCCUAAUUGAAUCACCUGUGACGAAUCGAUUUGAGCAAGCUACUUAAUCGUUUGGUAGUCAUAUUUGUGCCGGUUUGGUUCAUGUUGUGACAUCAACCAUGUCUGAGUUGGAAAAUAAAGUUAACCUACUGCAUAACGCCCUUCAUCGGGCUUUGAGUAUGCUUGUUAAGCCAGCGGAUGAAAGUAACAAGGGAGAACUUCAUGAAAUACUUGAGCUUAACAUUCAAAAUGCCAUGAAGGAGUUAAAACUGGAUGAUUUCAGUGAUAUGCAACCUCUUCAUGGGAUAAAAUGUACUGUCAAUGCAAACAGCAGUGUGAGGUGGAAGUUUGUAUGUGUAACUCUUCACAUCCUGCUAUCAAUGAAGGUGACACUGAAGCUGCUAAGUGCAAUGCCAGCAGAAGGCAGGAAUAAGGGACCGAAAGACUUGCUGAGUGUUGCACAACAGAAGACCAUUCGCACCUGCCUCCAGUUUGUUGUGUCCAUGGGGCUGCUGCCCAGCCUUCUGCCUGGAGUUGGUGUUGCCUUGGCUGCACGCUGCUCCAGUGCUGCCAAUCUUAAGGAUGAGGAGCUUCUGUUGCUGGAACAUCUGUUUUUGCAGAAGUACGAGCGGCUGGCUGCAGUUACAAGAGGCCUGCUUGUGUGUGCUGAGAACCCAUCCUUGCGCCAGAUCAUUGUUUCGCACCAUUUGGGUGAUCUAAUGGCUGCUCUCUCCCAGCUGAGCUUUGUGCCACUGAAGAAACCUGCAGAGCCACCACCACAAGCAUCGACAACUGUAGUGGCAACGACCACAGUGGCAGCAACAGCGGUAGUAGCGUCAUCUGGAUCGGAAGCAGCUCAACGUGAGACAAAUUCAACAAAUGGCCAGAGUGAAGAGUUUGUGAUGACACCUGAACUAUGGGUGCGCCUGCAAAGAGACCGUUCUCAGUUUCGUAUAUAUUAUUUGUCUUUCAUCUGGGAAAUGUACCAACCACUCGUCAUCAGGGAACUUCUAAUACUGCAUGGUGCUGCUGGAUUAAAGAGAUUGCAGAAUUGUGCACGCACCAACCCUCCAACAUGGCUUAAGAAGUCUUGCAUCAUACUGCUAAUCCAUUGCAUAAUGAGGCCAAAAGGCGUCAGUUCUCUUAUACGUGCAAUUUGUGACGCUGAUCCAGAUACUGGUACUGAUUGGAGUAAACUGGAGACAGUUGUUAAUCUUAUAACGACUGUUCAUACGUCUGAUCCAGAAAAGUAUAAUAAGAAUAUAUGUUCCCAGUUGGUGGAAAUCUUGAAAGGAUCUGAUAAGCUUCCAGGUUCUGUGGGACAACUCCAGUUAAUGAUUGCUGUUCGUUGUAUUGAGGCACUGUACAAGAAAGAUGAAGAACUCAUUCGCAGACAUGUCCUUGAUAUCAUUCUUAAGCCACUGCUGACGUGUUGCGUUCCACCAAGCAGCAUUGCCUGGGAGGAUAGUGAAGUAGAGGAAGAUGAUACCAUAGAUGAAAUGCCAAUUAUGAAUAGUAUUGAAGGCAUUGGCCUCUUGGAUUCCACAGAUGAUGAGGCAGGGCCAUUGUUAAAAAUAGAGGAGAAGAUGGAAAUCUUGGAGGAAUCUGAAACAGAACAAGCAGAAGAAUCAGAACAAUCUACAACAGCAGUGGAGGUAGUUCCCUCACCUGAUGCCACUGAUGAAACAGAUAAAGAGUCACGCAAGCUUAUUGUACCGGAGGAAGAACUAACACUGUGCAUAGUGAACAUGCACCGGCUGUUUGCAGAACAUGUCAGUGGCUCCUCAGAGCCUGCCCUGCCGCCAGUGUCCUAUGCCAGCUUUACACCUGUGUUAUUUGCCCUCUACAAGAGAGUAUACUCCAGUGCAUGCCAUUACAAAUCUAAAGUGGAAGACUUGCUGUCAAGAAUCUUGUGCAACUUCAGAUCUGAGGUGUUCGGGGAUGUGUUCAGAUCAUUCAUCUUUGGUGACGAAAGUGGGAGUGAUGGACUGCUACAGAUGAAUCCACUGUAUGAGUUCUGUUUUGCUUCUGGUGGUGGCGUGGAAGUGCGUGAAAGGGAUGGUAUUGUUAGUGCAAAAGGAGGCAAGAUGCGUGUUCCCUCACCACCAUCUGGCCGAGAGGCAUUUGAGAACACGGCUGAUUGUGUCUUUGAGCUCCUCAACAAUGCUGACAAGACAGGAGAGAUAACAACUAACUUGUUCCUUGCCUUGCUUCAUGUCUUCUUUGAGCCUCUGGACAAUGCACAAGAUGAUGGAGGUGCAACAUCUUUCCCGAACCCUGCCACAUGCCGCAUCAAGGUUCCAACAGAAUGUGACAGUGAAAGAACUAUUAUAGCAGCACAGUUGCUCACUGCACUGUCAGAGAGUGACUAUGUGAAGCAGAAAAUUUUUAGCGAUCCAAAUUACUUGGUGCGGUAUAUUUUCUUUAUAUUGGAAAAAGAUGCACGCCAGCUAGCAGAGCGGACAACGGUUGAGAAUGGUGACGCUGCCAGUACCGUUUCUUCAGACUGUGAUGACAGCCUGGAUGAACACCUGUUCAUUGUUCUCAUGAUCUUGAGUGUGGCUGUCAACAGUUCAGCCAACACUCCACUUGAAGGUGCUCUUUUUGAGAGCAUUGUGGAACCACUGAAAAUGAUCUGUGACACGGUUGCAAAUGAGGAACUACGCCACCUGGCCAGUCAGAUCUACAACAAGGUUGUGACACAUGGUGUUAUUACUGAAAGCACAGUUGAACCGAUUGAGGAUGUCCCCACUAAAACAGAGAAGCAAGAUGAUGAGCAGCAGCAACCGCCACCUACCACCAACAAGAACAAGAAGAAAGCUGCUCUGGCAGAGGGUAAGAAGGCAGCUGAUCGUAUGCUAGCCUUCAGUAACAAGGAUGGCCAGAAGAACGGAGAGAAAAAGACGAACAAUGCUGGGGAGAAAGAUAAAGGCGGAAAACCAAAAGAUGGCAAAGCUGCAUAUCUCAAAGCUGUUGUGGAGACUUAUGAUCCCUUAAUACCUGUGCGUGGUCAUGGCCUACUGGAGCUUACGAGGCUCAUACUUUCAGGGGACAAGGAGGCUCGCCGCAACAAAGAGGAAAUCUUUGUAAUAUUUCAGGAAAACCUUAACCAUGAAGAUUCAUACAUAUAUUUAGCAGCUGUCAAUGGUCUAGCUGCAUUAGUAGGAAUGAAUCCUGAGAAUGUUAUGACAAUUUUGAUUGAAGAGUAUGUGGGAAUGAGAACUAAGCGUUCCAAACAAUUGGAGAAAUCCCCAGAACUUCGGAUGAAAGUUGGCGAGGUCCUCGUCAGAGUGACAAAGGCUCUAGGUGACAUGAUACCAGUUCAUAAAGACCUACUUCUCAAUGCUUUCAUGGGUGCGACAAAGGAUCCAGAUGAACUAAUAAGAGCAUCUAGCCUGUCCAAUUUAGGAACUCUGUGUAAGGUUAUGAAGUUCAGGGUUGGCCCAAUUCUUAAUGAGAUAAUGGUCUGUGUCCAGAGUAUUGUGAAAACAGAUCCUGUGGUGGAAGUGCGGAGAGCAGCUAUCCUUGUUCUCACACUUCUCUUGGAAGGUCUCGGUGAUGACACAGUUUCAGUUUUGAAAGAUAUUAUAUUAGAACUGUAUAGAACGCUGAAACAUGUCUACUUAACGGAAAAUGAUGAGGUUGUAAAACUGCAAGUUCAGCUGGCUUGUGAAGCUUUGGGGAAGUCAACUUUGGAGUUUAUUACUAGACCGAGAAAAUUAGAGAAGAAAAUUUGCAUACUGGAUCGUCCUGAAAUAUAAAUGGA
Schistocerca americana (American grasshopper) is the source of this 3825-nucleotide messenger RNA. It is a transcript of the gene Tango6, whose product is annotated as transport and Golgi organization protein 6 homolog. The coding region runs from base 179 to 3820 and encodes 1213 amino acids. The record is from RefSeq and is a predicted model, not a curated record. Gene Ontology annotation, biological process: protein secretion. Lineage: Eukaryota; Metazoa; Arthropoda; Insecta; Orthoptera; Acrididae. The transcript has 15 exons.